AUGGUCCCCAGCCCCUUCACUCUCAAAGUUCCCGCCUCUUCUGCCAAUAUUGGACCUGGUUUUGAUGUUUUGGGGAUUGGUUUAAACUUAUAUUUGGAAAUAGAUGUUAGAAUAGACCCUAGUGUUGACACCUCAGAAGAUUCAUUCCAUGGAAGGUUAAGCUACGAGGGAGAAGGCAAGGAGGGAGUUCCUUUAGACACUGGUAAGAAUCUUGUAACUCAGACGGCAUUGUACGUAAUGAGAUGUAACGGUUUUGAAAAAUUUCCCAUGGGAACUCACAUCCACGUUAAAAAUCCAAUACCUUUAGGAAGAGGAUUGGGAUCAUCGGGAGCAGCUAUUGUUGGAGGUGUAAUGUUGGGUAAUGAGAUUUGCCAGUUGGGUUUUGAUAAGAUCAGACUAUUGGACUACUGUUUGUUGAUUGAAAGACAUCCAGAUAACAUCGCUGCUGCCAUGUUGGGUGGAUUCGUUGGCUCUUAUUUGAAUGAGUUAACCACAAAAGAAACGAAUGAUAAGUCUGUUCCAUUGGAAUACAUAUUGCCAAAGGAUAGUACUCCAGAAGAAAAAAUCGUAUCCACUGCUCCUCCCAAAGAUAUCGGGGAAUACUUGAAAUACAACUGGAACCAUAAGAUCAAGUGUGUGGCAAUAAUUCCACAGUUUGAGGUUAAAACUGAUGAUGCUAGAGCAGUAUUGCCAGAUUCGUAUACUAGAUCUGAUAUUGUCUUCAACUUGCAGAGAUUGGCUGUGUUAACUAGCUGCUUGGGACAAGAUCCCCCAAAUAGUAAAUUGAUUUACAACUCCAUGAAAGACAAGGUUCAUCAACCAUAUAGAGCCAGUUUAAUUCCAGGUUUGACCGAAGUGUUACAGAAUAUCACUCCGUCAUCAGUCCCUGGUGUUUGUGGAAUCUGUUUAUCUGGAGCAGGACCUACGAUAUUAUGUUUAGCCACGGAAAAUUUUAACACCAUAGCUGAAACCAUCAUUGAUGUUUUCAAAUCCAGCAAUGUCAAUUGUCAAUGGAAGUUGUUGGAUUUAGCUUAUGAUGGUGCCACGGUAAGUAGACAUUAG
Messenger RNA from Yamadazyma tenuis ATCC 10573, 1062 nucleotides. Lineage: Eukaryota; Fungi; Ascomycota; Pichiomycetes; Serinales; Debaryomycetaceae. The record is from RefSeq and is a predicted model, not a curated record.